CUGCUGCUGCUGCUGCUGCUGUUGCUGCUGCUGAUGAUGAUGAUGAUUGUGACUGUGUGUCUUCACUGGUGGGUGGUGUGUUGCCAAAGUCACCAACUUUAUAUUAAGCCAGUAGGCACCAUCAAACAUUCAUCAUUGUCACCAUGGAAACUUAGACGUACAGUGUGACUGCUGGGGGAAAAUUAGGACUUCAUGUUUCCAUGAACCUCAUUUACAAACAUAGUCACCUUCAGUCUAUACUCCUUAGACCAAAACACAAUAGCUCCGAUAAAAACGUAGGAGUGCGGUGACAUAUGUCAAAUGAUGGAAGCCUUGACUAUAAAUGGUAGCUUUGACUCACAAUGUGAUGGCUUACUGUUAUAAAUCACAUGAAAACGUUUAUCUGUAAAUUCUCGGGAUCAUGUUUCUGAUCUAGCUCUUCUGGAUCUGUUCUGGUUUGUGAAUUAAUAUCCUGUUGUAGUAGCAUCAGCUGUCUGUAGGUUCAGGUUCAGGUUCAUUUCUGGGCUUCAUGUUUUCAAAUGAGAUUGUAAAACAUCUCCUGUGUGUAGUUAACAUUUUAUGACUUGCACGGAUACUGCUUCAGGCCUGAAGGUGGCGUCUCAUCUCAGUGCUGUGACUGGGAAAGUUGUCAUCAUCAUCAUCAUUUUCAUCUUCGUACUGGUUCUUCCUGUGAGACUGCGAGAGAACUGGGUGUCAGUCAUUGUCAGACAGACAGGGGGCAACGUUCUUCCAGACCUGACUAUUUUCUGGUUUCUAUUUUUAAGCUGUGUUUCAGUCACUCACCAUCUGGCUCUCUGCUCUGUGCUUCUGUAACUUCUGUCAUUUCCAUGAAACAGCUCGCCCUCUCAAACUCCUUCACUCUCACUUCUCUCUUCUUCUGGCUCAUGUUACUGCCCUCUUUUUAUAGACAAUAACCAGAGAGAGGGCUCCUUUGUGUCAUGACAUGUGCUGCGCCCAGAAAAUCCUGGAGUCUUGAAGGGAAAAGGGUUCAUGGAGAGCUUUUCAUUUCGCUCUUUUAACAAGUAACAACAUGCAAAUAGUGUAGGAGGAGACACAUGACUUUUGUAUUGAGGUGCUGUUCAUCAUUGUGAUUUAUUGUCUGUUUUCCUCUAAAUGGGAUCAUAUUAACGAUGGAGCCAACAACAAUGUAUUUUGGCUUCACAUGGACAGUAGAAUAUUUGUGUUCCAGAACAGGGCCAUAGCUUCUGACACUUUCCUUUGACCCACAUAUGGUGUUGUUUGAUGGUUAGCUGCCGUCUGACAGGUCGGGAACAUGUCAGCCGAAAUGAGUCCAAAAACAGAACUGACCCAGAUAUGGUCCAUUUGAGCUGACAUCGAGAAUACAGAUGGCUUUUAAUUGGUGCUUGACAAUUCUCUGGCUGAAAGUUCACCUUCAACAUAUUCACUGUUAUUCUGUGGGUGACACACACACACAGACACGUCAUAGUGUCUGAUAUCAGAGCGGUCACUGCUGUAGUGUUAGCAGAAGUUGUGAUAGCAACAGUCACCUUGGUGUUUACUGCACACACUGCUCUUGCCAUCUAAAGGCUCCCACUCGCUGUAGGUCUCUGUGUCUCCCACCUGGUCGUCAGGUGACUGCGGGCUUGAAUUGAGUUUCAGUUGUUAUACUUUGAUAUGUCAUAAAUUGAAGUUAAUAUAUAUAAAAAAAUAAGUAUGAGAUAAAACGUGGACAUUUUUGUGAUACUUAAUUGCAAUGUCAUUCCAAUGUUAGCAGGUAGAUGUCAGUGUUUCUCAUAUUUUUUUAUGCGUGACUAAUCCAAAUGAUGGAAUUAUUACUAAGGAAACAUGUCAAGAAAAAUCUACAAAUGUUUAAAAUAAGUGAAAAUGUAUCUUCAUAGAGUCGGUGGGUUUUAGUCAUUACAGUUCAUCUUCACACACCUGGAAAUGAAAACUUUUUCCAUGUGUGCACAUGAAAAUGUGUGUGGACUGUGUAUAAAAGCAGUGAUUGGCGGAUUUUUUUUUUCCUAUGCUAAAUAAUGUAUCACUGUAACUGUACAACCUCUUGUUGACCAGUUUCAUUUUUAGAACAUAGCCUGCGGGCACCUUAGGUAGUCAAUGGGGCUACUAGUUGGUGACCCCUGCUUUAAAAGAUCUUCCAAGCUAGCAUUUAGCAUAUCCAAUAUCUACAGUCUAUAAUAUUUAUUCUCUGUGGCUUAUUUUUGCUCAAAUUGUGUAAAAAUAUGUCGUAUAUUUUCUGGUGUUUGUUUGGUUACCUGUUGGAUCUUUUUAGUUAAGUUAAUAAAAAUGAGUUUUUUUGUUAAGGAUAACUAAUGAACUAAUAACAUCCUAACAGCCUCACUAUUUAAUGGCCUCAGCGGUGACCUCUCGUUACUGCAUGUCCAUGUUUGGACGUUCAUCUGCAGCCAACACCCACUACUGCAUUCAGAGACGUCCAUGCAGGAGAGAAGACAGAGGGCUUUAAUUUUAUAUAGUGAUGAAGUGGGAGAUUCAGAUUAUUGUUAGUGCUUGCUCUCAGCUCACCCACAGGUGCAGCAGCAGCAGCAGCAGCAGCCAGGUUAUUGCUUCUCACAGCUUAUUGCUUUUGCUGGUAUUGUUUGUCUGAUGGGCGUUGAUGACAGAACUGAAGGGAAUAGUGUUAGAUGGAGGUUUGGUUGUGAUGAGACUGUGGACUGUGGAUCAGACUGCUGUCAUGGUCACGUGGAUCAGUGGUCAGUGCUCAACGACAUAUGGAUUAUUACUGAACAGGGUUUUCAGAUGGAUGGUGUUGUGAUCAUAUGUGAACUUAUAUAUAUUUGUUCUCUGAUUCUAAGGAAUGUUGUGUAAAUGGCCAACAUCCCUCUCUCGAGGCACCGUUGCUGCUCGGCCCUAAAUCUUCUCCUCUCUCUCACCCUCUUUUUCAAGCUCCUUUCACUUCCUGUCCUUUCAGCAUGUGUCAUACAUCCAUCACCUCCGCUCUCGUUCUCGUCGCUCGAUUCACCACUUCACCUGCAGCAGAACUUCUGUUCCGCUCCGCUGACAUCAAUGCACACGUCUUCCCACAGAUGCAGGGAAAAUGUACCCACAGCUCCCACACUGGUCUUGAGCCAAGAGCAGUGACCUGUAGACCUGGAGUGGGACUUGAGUCUUUGUGCUACAUCAGCCGAACAGUUCCCAGGCUACAGCCACAGUCACUUCUUGCUCAGAAUGAGUUUGGUGCACACUGCCCCCAGUGGCCGAUGGUGAGGUGAAUCUGUGACAAACAGCUCCUGCACCCACACGGCUGCUGCUACUACUGCUGCUGCUGCUGUCUUCCGUCUUCCACAUGAAAACCGAACCAUAAGGAGCGACGGAGGAGUGGAGACAAAAAUGGAGCCGGGGCAGGAGGAGCAGGAGCCACAGUAUUUCACAGACGUCAUCACUCAGUCAGUCAACAGAAGACCGUGGCUUCCAGAUGAAACAACUACACCGAGAUGAUGACCAUGUGGUCAGAUGGAGCCAAUCCCAGCAGUCCAUCUUCACUUCAGAGGACAACCUUGGAUGACAGGAGAAGCACUGGUCCAUCUGGAGAAAAACUCAACACGCAUGCACGGACCAGCUGUCCACUGAUGGUCUGAUGGCAAAGAUGCUCACUGUACCCAGGAGGACUGAGGACCGUCAGGCUCUUCAUUCUGAUGGAUGUAUGGACUCUGAGUUGAUCAGUGAGAAAUGGAGUGAGGAGCUGAUGAGCGAGGGAUGCUGAAGAAGCGCUCUCUCAUAAUUCUGCAUCACAGAAGAGGAGCUGAUGAGGAGGAGGAGAAGAAGGACAAGAGGAGACACACAAACGUCAGUUAAGCAUGUCAGGCCACAAGUGAUGACGUUCACCGUCAUCGACUGUCUAUGCUGCUGCCUUAUAUGAAGAGGAAAUUAAUAACAUGCCACUCCAGCCUUCAUUGUGCAUCAGACAGUGUGCCAGUGUGUGGAGAGAAAGCAGCAGGAUUUGGCCUGAGCGGAAGUGAUGACGCCAAGGGACAGAAAAGAUGAGAUAAAGCCAGGAGAAAAAAAAUAAUUAAAAGGAAACACUAGAAAAUACUGUAAGACAAAAAAGAGGAGAAAUGAGUAGGUGAAGAAAAAAAACCAAACAAACAGAGAUGAGGAACAACUGUGUUGUUGUUGGUGACGUUCUGACAUCUGUAAAAAUCUGCCGCUGCUCUGUCAGCAGUGGAGGAGUUCAACAGGCGGACCAUGUUGGAAAGUUAAACGUGUGUUUGUUUUACUGUUCAUUACUGUUUGUGUUACUGGUGAACAGAUUAGUCUUUGAGAUCCUGGGCUGGAUAUGAUCACGUUAAGGUUUUCUUCAUGACAGCACGUUAUGUGACCUUUAAGAGGAGUAGUACAGGUCCUUGAUGUCUAAAUUAAAUGGAAUGGACUGGUUUGUCGUCUUUACCUUUAAAUGGUAAUGAGUCACUGCAUGUUCUGCCCACCUCUUCUCCGGGGGGAGGACCUGAGGAUGGCUUUAGGUAACCAUGGCAACGACACACAGUAAGAGAGACUAGGCUGCUGGACAACAAAUUGUUGGUGGGGGGUGGGGGGUCUGCCCCAUGGUUGGGGAUGGGGUUUGGAUUCUGGGUUCUGCCGGCCUGGGUCUGUUGACCUGGGCUGACUACUGCUCACCCGUGUGCUGGUUCUUCGGCCUCAUUGCUGGUGGGGGUGGUAUGUCUCAGGAAAGGGAGCAGACACAGAAAAAGGAACUUUACAAAUUUAAUGUGUAAAUGUUGGUUGAAUCAAGCAGAAGGAACUCAGGCAGUGCAGCUGAAGCAGGGGUCCAGGUGGGAUUCCUGCAGUGGAGGCAGAUGGUGACCACAUCAGUAAGCGGACAAUCUGGAGCAGUGGCAACAACGAUCGGGUGGAGAUGGUGGAGAGCGAGCCUGAUGAGCUGGGAUCGCCGGCAGGUGUGUGUUAUCAUCAGCAUUGACAUAGCGAUGGUGAGGACACAGGCGACCAGGUACACACACAUCCACCACACCCAAAUGCACUGACGGUAAAAAAAUCACACCAGGCAACCAGACUAUAUACAAUGUUCAAAAUAAUAUAAAAAAAAAGUCCAAAUAAAAUACACCCCCCCCCCUCCCCCGCUGCCUGAGAUUCAGUAUAGUGUUGUUACUAUCCCCCCUUUAAAUUGGUAUUUUACUAUCCACCAUCAGUGAUGGGGUUACCCACUCCCACUCCCAAUUAAUAACCAGAUGUCAGAUGGAGCUCACCAGUGCCAUCAUAACAUAAUCAACUUUAAAUAACAAUAAGUCCCUAUUUGUAUAUAUAUUUCCAAAAUUCAUCAUCAUGCUGGCCGAGUUUGCACACUCUAGCGGGCUGGUUUUGGCCCCGGGACAGAUGUUUAUCACCACCUGUGUUUGUCAGCCUGAAAAUGGCUGUGUCAUGGACUGGACUGGAAAACAUACAGUGAUUGAAAAGUAUUGAUGGAGUUCAUCUGAGAGACUAGUGAACCGUUUUUAAUGUUUCAAAGUUUCAAAUUACCAACACGUGACUCACAGAGCUAAAGCAUCAACAUCCCAAAUCUUACAAUCCAACGAGAUGUCCAUUAAUAUGUCGCCCUGUUUAACAAAGCUUCUUUGGAACAAAAAAAUCAAUGUGUCUGCAGAUGUAACUGCUGUGAAAUCGAUGUGAAACGUGUAAAAGGAGGAAACGGUUCAAUCACAGGGAGGUGUCUGUUGUGUGGUAUCUAUUUAUUCUAACCAACAUAAACUCUUUGCCAAUAUGACAGUGUUGACGUCAGGCCCGUCUACGUUCAAGUCUGAAGUCUUAUCAUGUCAGCUGAUGGAAAGAAGAAACCUCAGCUUUGUUUUUUGACCACCACUAGGACGCUGACGCACGUCUCUGCUGGGAACAAACCAGUUACGAAUGAAUCUGAGCAGGGAGUAGACAUGUGGACAGAUAACAGCAGAAAUCAGUCAGCGGGCAGAGACUGGAGGAGAAGCAGGCUGCAGAGACGGGCAGAGAUAAAGACAACAGACAGUAUAGAAAAAAAAAGACAAGGAGAAAAUGGUCUCCAUUACAAUCAUCCAUGUCUUCACUCCUAGUGGACUCCUAGAAUCACCUAGAAUGAAAUGAGUGUCCAAAUUUGGUAGAAGUCAAAUGGACAGACUCAUUCCAACCAGUUUACCUACACGUUACUGCACACAGCUGUGAUGCCAAGCUCUAAACCUCACGGUGGAGCAGUGAAGUUGACUGGUCUGUACAACACCUGGUUCAUCAAGGUGAAGACAGACGGAAAUAUAAAGACUGAAAAGCCAUGGUUUUGAGAAGCUCUCCAUUCAUGGGCGACCCUGGAGAAGACCUCAGGGUGAGAGUCCACUGCAGUGGUUCUGCUGUCUUCUUCGAUAAAGACGUCUGCAGGUUACAGAGGCCGCAGUUUGUUUGCGUCUGCGUGAGGACUUUCACAAACACGACCUAGCCAUCGUCACGCUUUUUAAUGAGUCCGUUGCCUACGCAGAACUACUGAGUGGGACAACAAUGAUUGACUGACAAUCCGCUACGGAGUUUGGACAAAGCCGUGGCUCACUGCAGCACACAGACACACAUGUACUGAGAUAGCUGACACACUCACACAGCUGGCACUGUGGGGGUGUGUGUGUGUAAAGGGGAAGCCUGGUCCCGCAUGGUCAGUGGGCAACAGAGUUAGUAAGCAACCACCAAGACCCAAUAAGGACAGAGCAGAAGGUGUGAGUAAAUGACAACAGAGCCCCCCCGCCCCCAAAAUGUAGUCACGUCUUGUUCAUGAAGUGAUAUCAUUAGAGACAGUGUGUACUCUAGUGUGUACUCUCCGUAUACAUGUAUGUGGUCAUUCAGUGAUCGGGUCCACUGACCACUCCUACACAUUUUGUCCAGCUCAGUCCUUGUGUUUGGACCAACUUGUACCAAGGACUGCAUUUAUUUACAGAUUAGAAACGUUUUUUUUUGUUCUUAGUUUUUGGUGAUUUUUACGACACCUUUUGCUGUUUAACAAUUGGAGAUUGAUUUGACCUUUAAAAGAACAAUAAACAACCAUUUCUUAAAAACCAGGGCUGAGUCGUACAUCGAAAAAAGAAAUUCCAAAGUGGGGCAAUUUGUAGAGCAACACUCAUCGAUUUUUUUUAUUUUUUUUUUAUCUUUGUGCCUGUGCAAAAACAAGUUUGUUGCACAUCUUUAAAGUAUAUUAAAGCAACUCCCGAUGAAAUAAUUCUGAUAUUAGAACAAAGGUUUCAUUAUGAACUCAAGCCCAGUGUGAUGAGUCUCUGCAGAUCAAAGAUCGUACACCUGAACAGCCUCCUCAGUCACAGGCUGUGGCUGUAGUGUCAGGCGACAGAAACUCACCACCAACUGUUCCUCUGACCUGCCUUUGUUGUGUGUUUUUUACUGUAUAUAUUUAAAGUGUAAGAGUGUCUCGGUCACAUAUGGAGCAAUAAUUAUUUUUCUCUGUUUCUAUUGUCACAGCUGAAACUAAAACUGCCUGUGAUCAAACACCAGCAGUGACAGCUUGAGGCUCAGACGCAGCCAAACAGACUCAAAGUGGUGAACACUCGGAGGCAUCUGCUGAGCUUUCUGCUGCAACAGGAGCUGCAAGAAGGGUCGGGGAUGAAAGAGAGGUUUUUAAACAGUCAGUGGCUAAACUUACGGUACAAUUAGGCAUUAGACAGCCCAGUCUGUUACUCAAACCAGGCUGUUUUGUUUAUUGUUUUCUUCUCUGGCUCAAACCCUGUCCCCUGUGGCUGAAUCACAAACCGGGGGCAUCCUCUUCAUCAAACACAUAACCAUCCUAGGGUGGUUUUUCUUCAUGUAUCUCUAUGUCUGGCUGCAGCGCGCGCCGGAAACAGACCAUAACGGUCCGGAGAGGAGCUGUACACUGCGCGCUUCUCCUACCCGUCCUCCAACUCCUCCACAGAACCCAGUCAUCAUUACUGGGCAACGUGCCUUGACUCGCCCGCCACCCCACCCCACCCCACCCCACCCCAUCCUUCUCAUCCUCAUCUUUCCUUUUGGUUCGAUGUGCGUCGAGAGAUAGUCUCCUCCUCUCAACAAGUCUGAGCGCACGUCUAUCCAACCAGAUUUUACGCGUGCGCAAGCCCUCCAAGAGAAUCCCCUGUGGUCGCACCCCUCCUCUUUCCGUUCUUCUCCGCCUUCACUCAUUCAUGACCCAAGAUCGGUGACGUAGGAGAUUCCAUAGCGCCCACUGCCGUAGGCAAACGCAGGAUGGUGUGGUAUAAAAGGCGCACCGGUGACCAGUAACCGGCACACUCUAAGUCGCUCCGACUUGAGAACCAGGGCAUCAGCGGAGAUAGCAGGCUAAGGCUUUACUUCGCCCCGUUUAGCUAACUCGCUUUGGGCUUUGGUUCAGAAUGGAAACCCUUUCGAAUUCUCGGAGCCGACGAUGCUCCGUGGCGCGCUGCUGCAAAAGCGGUCUCUCCCUCUGGUUGGUGGUGUGGCUGGUCUUGGCCAAGCCCAGCUCGGUCUCGGGGUGCCCGCACCUGUGCGUGUGCUACCCGACACCCAUGACUGUGAGCUGCCAGGCGCAGAACUUCACCGCCGUCCCUGUGGGAGUGCCCUAUGAGUCGCAGCGCGUUUUCCUCCAAAACAACAGGAUCACGGAGCUCAGAGUUGGCUCUUUUGGCUUCGGGACUCAGGUUCUGUGGCUGUUCUCCAACAACAUCACAUGGAUUGAGGCAGGGGCCUUCAGUGAGCUGAGGGACUUGGAGGAGUUGGAUCUGGGGGACAACCCUAACCUCCACAGGCUGGAGGGGGGAGCCUUCCGUGGACUUGAGAAGCUCCAGAGCCUCCACAUGCACCGCUGCCGGCUCACUGCUCUGCCCCAUGACAUUUUUCACAAGCUGUACAGCCUGCAGUUUCUCUAUCUACAGGAAAAUAAUCUUCACUUCCUGCAAGAUGACAUCUUUUCUGACCUCAUCAACCUGAGCCAGCUUUUCUUGCAUGGCAAUCGUAUCCGCACCCUAUCAGAUAACGUGUUCCGUGGCUUGGUCAACCUUGACCGCCUCCUACUCCACGACAACCGCAUCAAGCAGGUGAAUCGUCGCGCUUUCCGCGACCUUGGCCGCCUGACCAUGCUGUUUCUCUUCAACAACACCUUGGCAGAGCUGCCCAGUCAGACCCUGAGGGACACCCAAGGUAUUGAGUUCCUCCGCCUCAACGCCAACCCUUGGUCCUGUGGCUGUGAGGCCCGUGCCCUGUGGGAGUGGUUCCGUGAGGCCCGUGUCUCCUCUUCUGAAGUCAUCUGCGCCUCGCCUGCCUCUCGUCGUGGCCAGGACCUCCGCUUUCUGAGAGAGAUGGACUUUGCUCUCUGCCCCUUGCCCGAUCCCGGCUCCAUUGCUGGCUCCACAACCACCACCUUCAGCACCAAGACUCGCUGGUGGUUUCACAAAAACAGGCCCCAGUCGUCCACCAAAGGUCUCUUCGAGAAGACGUCAGAAACCGUCAAGGCUGGUUUGUAUGGAAAAGGCCCGUCCACGACCACCUCGGUAGUUAAGUAUGAGCUGGGGGAGGAUGAGCUGGCGCUGCCCAAACUUGACCAGGAAGAGUACUGGGCCAACUACGGGAAUGAAGACUCAGGUGUCACCCUGCGGUGCUUCGAGCUCGAAUGUCCACCUGAGUUUGAUCUGCCUCCAUCCUCCUCCUCCUCUCUUUUAUACUCCACCUCAGCCUCCCUCUUCUCAUUACUAGCCCUCUCACUAUCCAGCCUUGAUCUGAUAUUUAGCUAAAACAAACUCUUAGAGCCACACUCAGUCCCUUCCGGCCUGUUUUAAAGGCUGCGAGGACCCCUGUCAGACUGUCGAUACCCCCUUUGCCAGCUUUGCUGUAAGCCAAUCCUCAUGGCACAGCGAGGGAGAUAGGGGGACGGUUAGAUUCUGAAUCUGCCACCUACAGGGCUUUAACACUUUUCAGGGUUGCUAAGAGCUAAUUAGCUAAAGUCAUAAAUCUAUAUCUACAAUACACUACAGGUUUGGCGUUCUGUGUCUCACCUGUAUGAUGUCAAGAUUCCCUGCAAUCAGGGCAACGAGGGCUGACUCCAUCUCUAGUAUCAACGCGAUUUUGAUAGUCGUUGUGAGCGAUGUGGUCAACUUGUGUCACCUCAACUUAGUUCAAAUGACUAGUGUUACGAGUGCAUCCAGUUUACUGGCUGCUAGAAAUAAAAUUACUGUUAUUUUCAGUGCACAGUAAUGACGAAACUGUAACCACUUAAAGUGUAUGUGUACAUAGAUGUGCAUUCUGUCAGUGUUUGAACAAAGUUUCAUUUUCAUCUUUUCCCAGGAAAACUGUGACAGCGAGUGUUUCUACUGAACAGAGCGCAGGUGAGAAGAAAAGAGAGCGAGAGAGGCAGAGAGAGAGGGAGAGAGACAAAGAGCAAGCAAGGCUGGAGGUGAAAAUAAACUGAAACCAGGAGAAAAGAGAAAAAAAUGGGGUGUUAAGAGAGGUGUCAGUAACAGAGGAAGAUGCAGAGAGAGAAGAGGGGGAGGAGAGAUCAGAAGAUAAGAAUUUAGAGUGAAUGUAACAGCAGAGGAUGAGGGACAAUAUUUAUGCAGCAAUAAGAAAAUUUGCAGCAGGAUGAAGGGCCAGUGCUGGUGGUAGAAGCAGCGAGCUGGAGGAGAGAAGUAAUAAAUCCAUCCAUGGUC
Cynoglossus semilaevis (tongue sole) is the source of this 10613-nucleotide messenger RNA. It is a transcript of the gene rtn4rl2a, whose product is annotated as reticulon 4 receptor-like 2 a. Gene Ontology annotation, molecular function: protein binding. Bases 8328 to 9701 code for a protein of 457 amino acids. The record is from RefSeq and is a predicted model, not a curated record. Lineage: Eukaryota; Metazoa; Chordata; Actinopteri; Pleuronectiformes; Cynoglossidae. The transcript has 12 exons. Gene Ontology annotation, cellular component: plasma membrane.